AAAUUAAUUGGAUAAAUCAAAUUGUUUAUAUUUAAUUGAUUAAUGACUCAUUUUAAAGAGUAUUUUUAAAGUUGUUAUCUGUAAUAUACGAAUUGUAAUGCAUGGAAACAUAAUUAAUAAAUGGACAAUAUACAUUAUAAUCUUAGAAAUCGGGCUAUCUAUCAAACUAGAUUUAAUGAAGCAAAAAACAAACAUUUGUCUGCAUUGAGUAUAAAUAAUCAAAAUCGUAAAUAUAAAAAUGCUAUUAACUAUCAAAUCAAUUCUAUACCUCAAAAAACUGAUAAAAUUUUAAAAAAUCAUACUAUUUCAACUUGUCCAAAUCUAAAGAGAAAGGCCACUACAAAGAACCUUAUUAAUAACAAGAAACAAAAGAAAACUGAGAGUAAAAUAUAUAAUUCUAAUCACCAUAUUAACACUAAAGAAAAAUAUACAAAUACGGGACUCUGUAAAAGUAGCCUUUGGGGCUUAAGGAGCCUCAAGACUCAACAAAAUUCUGCAUCUGAACAACAAUCUACCUCACAAUCAGGUCAAUCAACCUUGAAUGGCAAGAAUAAUUUUAUUAGUAAUAUCAACAAAAAGAAUAAAAAACUUCUACCAGCAGAGGCCAUUAAAAUAAAAAACAACUCAUUUCUGCACAAAAAAGUAAAUUUUAAACUAGCAAAACACCUUAAUAAAGUGGACCUUAAAUCACAAGUCAGGCUCACAAAAUCAAGUACUAUUUCCAAAGAAGUUGACCAAAUCAAUAAAAUUACUACAUUACAAUCAUCAGUUUCUAGCAACAAAAAACCUCCACUGGCUGACAAGCUCAAAACAGUCUUUAAAAUUGAUACCAAAGAAAGUAUAGCCCAAAAUCAACCCUCUCACUCAAACCCUAAUCCUAUAAUAUCCAGAGAUGAUAUUAGACAAAAUACAGUCAAGGAUGGCAGAAACCACAAUAAAAGGAAACGUUUUAAUCCUCCUCAUACUACAAAUAAUAAUAGUAUCUGCAAAAUAAGCAAGAUAUCUGAUACGAUAACCAAAAUGGCCAUGCCUUAUGAUAAAUCUACCUCCAAAAAAACAAGUUUAUCCUCAAAAAAAGAUGACCAUGGAACCAUUUUAGAUGUAACAGACACUGAUAAAUCGAUUGCUACAGAAAAGUGUACCAAAAAAAGCAGCGAUAAAAUUGGUUACACAAAAGAGGAUAAAGAAGAAAAAGGUUCAGAGAAGGAGGAUAACUUUUGUUGCAAAGUAGAACAUGUUAGUGAUAUGGAGGUGAGUUCAUCCAACACCUGUAGCUUUAAGUCUCUCUCUAAUCACUCCCUUUUGGACAAACAUAUCAGUGAGAUAGAUGAAAUCAUAAAUGUAAGAAGUGUGGAUCACAAUCACUACCACAAAAGUAAUUCAAAUAAGAUGGGAUCAGUUAAAAAGAUGGAAAUGAAACAACCUGGAACAUCAUCUUCAGGUCAACUUCCUGAUAAGUACAAACCUUCCAGGUAUUCAUCUGACAGCGAGGAUUUCGAAGAUAACGUGCACGAUAUAGGAAAAUUGCACAACUUGUUGGAAACGAAAGGCUUGUCCACUCAUCACUUGCUGAACGCUCUAGGGCCCAGGAUGCAACAACUUAUACAAAAAACACUCGGCACUACUUCCACCAGUCAAGCUAACAGCAAAAUCCACAAAUUGGUCGAGGACCUGAAAAACAAGGACUUGGAAAAUUACUCGAAGCUCGCCAGUUGUCAAGAGAUUUGUAAGAUUUUGCUUAUGAGUCAAGAAGACUCCUUGGCCAACUUUCCCGUUCAUUCUUGCGUGAAAGCCUUGGUACACAUUUUGAAGGGCGAAAAUCAUAGCGAUUUCGAAUUGAUGAACGAAGCUUGUAAAGCUCUAACUUACAUGAUGGAAUCAAUUCCCAGGUCAAUCUCCUUAGUUUCCACUGAAGGAACAAUCAUAUUCCUAAACAAAGUGCGCGAAAUCCAAUGCAUAGACGUAGCCGAGCAAUCACUAACGGCUCUAAAAAUGCUUUCCAGAAAACACGCCAAAACUAUUUUGCUUAAGGGGGGUAUAUCCUCUUGCCUGGCCUUCGUCGAUUUCUACUCAGCUCCCGCUCGUCGCUCGGCAUUUUCAGUAGCGGCAUCGUGUUGCGAAUACGUGACAGGGGCAGAAUCAUUUCGAGUGAACGUCAUUGGAUCCUUGCGACUCGUGGAGGGCGGUUUGACUACUGGACAAGAUAAGAGCGUUAUUGAAAGUUGUUGCUUAUGCUAUUGCAGACUCAUAGAGGUUUUCAGAGACCAACCCAUCUUGCUAGAACAAAUCGCUACUUUCGAAUACAUAUCUAAUAUCGUUAAUUUGCUCAUGGCUUCUCCACCCAUUGUCGAUUCGAAAACCUCUUCAAUGAUCAUCAAGUCUCUACACACGAUGAUAAAAGGUUGCAAUAGCUUGGCCGUCAUUCUCCUUAAAAACGAUAUAAUAGACACUCUUAAAUACCUUUUGAUGGAAGAACAGCCGCCUACCACCGAAUCCCCCACGAAAUCUAAAAUCAAUGACGUCUUUUUCUCGUUGCAAAAUGUCAUUUCCCCUCUCAAAGAUUUGGGAUUUUGCCGGAAAAACCCGAUGGAAAUAUCCGAGAUAACGCUCUUGAUAUGCGAACUAUUUCCUUCUCUUAAUUCCCAUCAUUUAUCCUUAUCGGAUCGACUAUUUUAUCACGAACACAAAAACCCCGAAAUAUUUUCCAAAUUUCACGAAUCAUCUGAGUACACGAAAUUUACUUGCCGCGACACGAGCCCUAAAAAUGGUGGACUUGCGCCGCAAAUCCCAAAACUACAAAGUAUUACUUCGGAAGAUAGCAGAAAAUGUUAUUUGGACAGCGAAGAAGGACGGGAGAUAGGAAAAUACUUUGUGAGGUCCCUCAUGCCAUUGGUUUAUAGGAUAUACGAUAAUUCGCCUGGUAACGUUGUUAAAUACAAUUGUCUCAAAGCUUUGCUCAGAAUGCUCUAUCAUUCCAAGGACGAUGGUUUAGUAUUGGAAAUUUUGAGCUCCUUAGAUAUUUCAAAUUACAUUGUCUCCAUGUUAACCUCUAAAGACCUCAAAAUUAUUCUGAGCGCCUUACAAAUGAUCGAAUUGCUUUUGUCGAAAUUCCCGCAAAUUUUUAUCACGAGCUUUAAAAGAGAAGGUGUCCAGCACAAAAUAACGGAGCUGGUGCAUACUCAUAGAAAAUCUAUCCCUACCACCAACAAAUCCAUCCCAACUAAUAACCAAUUCGUCGAUUCCGUCGAUAAUGCUUCGAAAGUGGUCGGUAAAUACACCUCUAACUACGAACGCCGAAAAAUAACAAACGCAAAAUCGCUAAAAAUUAACGAUAAAUCUAUCGACGCACCGCCCGUCAAUGAUAAAUCUCUAGACAUCAGGAGGGAAGGUCUCUGGUCAUAUUUCGCCCCGAAAAAUUCAGACCAUUUGAACAUCGAGAUUGGCGGAAAGGGUCCUGAAAAGAUUUCUCAUUCAGGAAAUUUUCGGGGGAACAAUGCGAUUGGGAUGACAGACGUUUUGUUGCCCUUUAGGAAGGCGUUUCAGAAAAGACUGUUUCCACUUGGCAAGGAUACUGAGACGAGGCAUUAUUCUGACAAUAAUAAGAAAGAUAGUAAUGCUAAAGAUUUAUGUCCCAAAGACCAACUUAUUCCUUAUCAAAAUGCCAAUUGGCUUGGCAAGAAUUCGGCCUACCCAAAUGACUUGGCUUCUUUUCUCCUGUACAAUGCGAAUCAAAACUUUUUGAGCCGCACUAGUCGAUUGGAUUAUCAUGCCACUACUGCCACCGAUAUUUCAAUGAAUAGAAUGCAUCUUCAAUCCCUUUUAAAAGAUAAAGAAAUGCCUUACUCAUCCUCCAAGUUACUCUUCAGACCAUUCACGCCUCUACCUUUACUCCCUUAUCCUUCUUUACUUAGUUCGACUGCGCUGAGUAGAACGCAAAACUCAGAAAAGUAUCUCAACAUUCAACCCGGUUCCCUUUCAGCUAUAAAGAAAAAUAGGAACGACGUCAAAUCGUUCAAAAAUAAUCGCAACGAGGGCGCAAAAAUUGAAAGAAUUAACGAAGUCAAGGAAGCGAAUUUUUUGGACAAGUAUUUCUCCAGAAGCCACAAGAAACAUAAGGAUGACAAAAGUGAAGAUGAAAGUUUUUCGAACAAGCACCUCGUCAAGAUCGACAAUAAAUCGACUAAAAAUAGUCAAGCAGAAUUUAACUAUGACCCUCGAAACGCAGUUUUUUUUAAGAGCGUGAAAGCAAGGAGGGGGUCUAGUGACAGGGAAGCAUAUUUCGACAAGUACCUUCUCCAACACCACAACGAUAAAUGUGGUGACAACGAGAGGGGCAAUGUUGUAAACGAAUACCGUAGAUUAAAGAAUAUGUAUGAAGAACUCGGCCAGAAGACUAAGGUUGUUGAUUUAGAAUUGAACGCGAAUUUCGACUCAUUAACGGAACUCAAAGAGCACGAAUUUACGCUCAGACAGGAUGACAUCCGUCAAAAGGAUCUUCUCUUCGACAACCCCGAAGAAAGCAAACUGAAAAACUUUAGCCUAUGGGUCCUUCUCAAGGCUGACAGGCUCUUGAAAACUCAUUUUGCCCCGUUGACUUUCCUCGAUUCUUCCAACUCGAAAAUAAAUACCGACGAUCAUGAUCUGAGCUCGAAUAAUAACGAUACCUUGACCACCCUUUCUAACCUCUGUUCCAAACUUAGCGGAUUGUUUUCUCAAAUGAAAGAGGAAUCGGAAGAAAAAACUAUUUUACUUCCUUCAAGACUUUCGGGCAUUUUAGAGAUUUUGUUUGAUAUCAAGAACAUUAUAGUUAGCGCAGCUUCGCCCUUUGAAAUGGUUCAAGCCCGAUUUGCCUCCACCAUUUUAGGACUUUUGAUGCUUAACCAUGAUGAUCCCGACUCACUAAACGGGAUUAAAAAUGAAAAUUUCGAAACGAAUUUCGGGAAAAAUGGAUUGGGAAAUGCAGAUUUCACUUUUAGACUAAAGAUUUUGGCCCAUAUUUUCGGAAACGCUCCGCAUCCAAAUUAUAUUCACACCGAUGCUGAUAAAAUGCUUUUCCUAGAUGUUUUUCCACUAAUUUCUAAUAUACAACCUAAUGCUGCCACAAACCCUGGGCUAUCUCCCUUCGCUAUUUUGGUCAACAAAUUGCAAUCUUGCUUGAACCAAACGGAACAAUUUCCAGAUGAAUUAGUUUUUCCACCGUCUCAAACUAACAAGUAUAAAUCGCAAUACAGCCGAUCUCGGUUCUCUUCUUCCAAAAACUAUUUCAGAAAUGAAAAACCUAUCAUCAAACGGGAGGAUGCAUUUUCGGUGUACUUGAUCACCCAAACGGAACGUUCCAAGCAUAAAAUAGAACCGCUGACAACUUUCAUUUCGAUAAAGGCUUAUUUGGCCAAAUCUCAUUAUGAUGAAUUCGAAUAUGAUAUUUCCCCCAAAAAUGAAGUAAAUAAUCAAGGGAAUGAUCCCGAAAAUUCUAACGAUUUUAAUAGCCGUCCAAAAUCACGUUACAAUAUUACCCCUCGAAACAAUAGGAAGGAGGAAAAAAAUGACAAAACCCAUAUGAAAAUUUCAUCGUCUAAAAACAUAGAAUACUCGAAAAAUAAACCCUUAAACAAAACACAUUAUUCAAACGACGAUAUCGAAGCGAAAUCACUUAAGAAGAAAGAAAAUCUCUGGAAAAAUAAGGACUUACACGAAAUAGUUCAGAAAUCUGAAGCUAGUAAGAAUGAUAUGAAAAAUAGAUUGAGAAAUAAUGAAAAAACUCCUAAAACCUCAAUUAAAGUGGACACCAACCGAAAACCUUAUGAUGGUAGCGUUCGAAUAGAAAGUCUAAGUAUCGAAGAUGACAUCAAGAAUCAAAAGGAGGAAUCUUCUAAAAAAUCUGGGCCAUAUAAUUUCCAAAAUUUAGAAGAUUUGCGAUUAGAAAUGGCCUUUUCCGUGGUUGAUUUAGCGGAUGGAUUAUCUGAGAGAUGGGGUAAUAAAAUUGAAAAAGGUGAAUGGAACGAGAUAACGGAGAAGAAGCCAGAGAAGGAACGAAAGAAAAACGACGAAAAAAGCUCGAAAUUGAGAAAAAGCGUUGAAAAAAGGGUAGAGAGGAAGAGUGAAUGGAUUGAAAUACCUCACCAAUGGCUCAUGAAACAUGAAUCUGAUAACAACAUCGGCGUUAUCGAGGGGGCCAUUAAUUUGAUACCCAAAAUUGAUAAAGGGACUCUGGACAAUAGGGAAUUAGCCAUUUGGAAUCAAAUCCUUAUUCAAUACAAUGAUGUACGCAAUGGAACGUCAAUCGCGAAACAUCAAUCAUUGCUUAACUCUAAUUAUGAGCUUUUGUUGCGUUACCAAUUCGGCCCUAAUUCAAAAUACGGCGUAACAAAAAUGACCGACUACAAGAAUGGAAAAAAUGUCGGAAAAAAUUUAGAAAAUCUUGAUAGUGUGAUAAAAUGGCGAAAACCUCGGUUGACGAAUAGUAAGGAGAUUAUGGAGCGACAUUUUUAUUCUGUUAAACAUAGCAGAGCACUAGACCUAUUGCCCUUACAAGACGCAAAACUUUUACUGAACAACACGAAUUUAUUGAAUAAAGAUCCAUCUAUCCCGGUGAUACGAUUUCUUAAAAUCUUGCGAGAACUCAACAAAUAUUGGGGAAGCUUAUAUGAAGCUCUGUAUUAUGAACCCUUUAUGCCCGACGCGGAAUUCGUCAAUCGCAAGCUUACCGCUAAAAUAGACAGAAUACUUAGAGAUCCACUCAUUCUCUUGGACAGGAGGGUAGUUCCGGGAUGGAUCGGCGAUAUGGCCUAUAACUGCCCCUUCUUGCUUUCCUUCCCAGCCCGCCUGGCUAUUUUCAAUUCCUUAACCUUUAACACUGAACGAGCUCUCUUAAGAUUACAGGACAGGGAACCGGAGAGAUUUAAAGAAAUUUUGAAAUACUUUUCAACUCAUAUCCCAUCCUCUUCCUCUUCGUUCUACUCUUAUUUAGAUAACAGUUAUAGGUAUAAAAGCCAGCGGAACGGGAAUAUUGGGAUGUACGAGAGUUCGGAAAGUUUGGUUGAGCAUGCGUUAUCACGUUCUGACACCAAUUUUGUGCAGGGGGAAGGGGAAGAAGAAAUAUACGAUGAUGUUAGCACUGCCUUAAUUCCUGGGGAAAAUUCCAAUAAUAAUAUGAUGCUGAUGGAUGAAAUGGAUGGUAUUGAACAUCUAGUACGUCGGUUAGAAAAUUCGAUCGAUUACAUCAAUACUGGUUUAUUCGGUUUAGAUACGGAUGUUAGGAAAAAAAAGUUCACAUUGCACCGAACAUCCAGCUUUCUAUCCCAAGCCUUCAAAAACAAUAUUUUCUGGCCUGGAUUAGCCCGAUUAUCGGUUUUUGAAUUUUCUUUCGAUUCUGAACCCGGCACAGGUUUGGGACCUACGCUAGAGUUUUAUUCCCUCGUUAGUCAAGAGAUAAGAGAACUCAAAAACGUGUGGAGAUCUCAAGAUCAAUAUAGUAAUGCCCCUCUUUUUCCCAACCCCCAUCCCUGCCUUACUGCUAACCAUUACCAUCUCUCAAAAACGUCAAAUAAAUUCGCCAAAAUUCCUUCAAAAAUUUCUGCAAAGAGUUUAAAAAUCGAGAAAGAAUACCAGGAUAUUGACGAAAAAUUCGAGUUCUUGGGAAAAUUUAUGGCAAAAAGCCUGUUGGAUUGCAAAUUGAUCGACCUACCCUUAUCUCCGCUCUUUUUUCGCAACCUAUUUAUUUUGAACGAGCAACCAGAAGUCGAAAAAUUUUUUGACGGAAGUGCAAAUAAUGGGUCUUUGGGGAGUGAACAAGAAUAUUAUGAUUUAAUCCUCUCAAAGGAUUACCCCAACGAAUUCCCCACCCCUUACCCUGAAGGCGCGUAUAUAGAUUUCAAUUUCAAAAAUAUCGACUUUUAUUACCCGUCCGAAUUAAAUAUAAUGGAUACCGGCCUAGCUAAAUCAUUCGCCCACAUCAAAACAACUGUACGUACUGCAAAUGCCGAUCCGGAAACUUCGAAAAAUUUGGACCUCGAUUUCACUUUACCCGGAUUCUCUUACGAUUUGAUAAAGCAGGGCCACGAGAUUGUCUUGGAUGAAUUCAACGUCAAGGCUUAUUUGAGGUUAUUACUGCAUCAUGGGAUGUUUUACAGCGUUUUACCUCAAGCUAAAAGUUUCCUGACUGGUUUCAACUCCAUAAUGGACUUCUCUUCCCUUUCCUGCUUUUAUCCCGAAGAACUAAAUUCGCUUUUCUGCGGAGACGAUUACGAUAACACCGUUUCGACGUCCACUUUUAAGCUUAGCGAACUACCCAACAUAUAUUGGAGUUAUGAAUCCAUUUUAAACAGCAUUAAGCCCGACCAUGGCUACACACCAGAGCACAGGAUAAUUAAGGAAUUGGCUCAAAUAUUGUCCGAGUUUAAUGGUCAUCAUAGAAGAUGCUUCCUGAGAUUUUUGACCGGUUGUCCAAGACUUCCUAUUGGAGGUUUCAAAAAUUUGUGCCCACCGUUAACAGUCGUUCGAAAAACCACGGAAAAUUUGAAGAACGACUCUUUCCACAGUAAUAGCAAUAGCCUCAAUAUUCCUCGCUCUAAAGUUCCCAGCCCUGUCUCUCUCAAAAGCAAUAAUGUCAUUAACCCUCAACCUAGCGACGUGGAAGAAAAGAAAUCCGAUAGCUACCUUCCCUCGGUGAUGACUUGCGUCAAUUACCUAAAAAUGCCGGAAUAUUCUAACCGGGCUAUUAUGGAGGAAAGGCUCAAAUUCGCUAUUACCGAGGGAUCUCUUUGUUUUCAUUUGUCGUGAAAAAUUUACUUUUGAACAUACAGUUCAUAAAACAAUAUCCGAUACGAAUCAAAUAGCCACAAAGCUCAAGAACUAGGAUAUUCGAAAUUUACAUUUAAAGAAUUAAACUAUUUCUCGUCAAUUCACCCUUUUUUCUCGCUUAAAAUUAAUGUUAUUUUUUAGAAAUGUUUGAUAAUUAAUAUAUUUAUAAUAAUUGAUUUAUAUUAUAUAAUAAACUAAUUAAAAGUUUUUUUGGAUACAUUUUUAAAUUAUAUUUAUUACUUAUAAAAUAAUUUGACACAAAUCUACAUUAAAUCGCCAAUAUAUUUUUAAAA
This is a messenger RNA of Gordionus sp. m RMFG-2023, 9092 nucleotides long. RefSeq lists its product as uncharacterized. The record is from RefSeq and is a predicted model, not a curated record. The coding region runs from base 121 to 8778 and encodes 2885 amino acids. NCBI's taxonomy places the organism in Eukaryota, Metazoa, Nematomorpha, Gordioida, Chordodea, Parachordodidae. Gene Ontology annotation, biological process: proteasome-mediated ubiquitin-dependent protein catabolic process; DNA damage response; protein polyubiquitination. Gene Ontology annotation, molecular function: ubiquitin protein ligase activity. The transcript has 37 exons. Gene Ontology annotation, cellular component: nuclear speck.